GGGCAGUGGGCGGGGCGAGGAGGCCGGAGUCAGGAGGCCGGAGUCAGGGCCCCUCGGCGUCGGUGGCCUUUCGGGAGCCUAGCGGGAUGGGGCAGCGGGCGCGCCUCUCGCUGCUGUUAUGCCUCGUGGUGCUUUGGGUCGCAGGACUGACCGCCGCCGAUGAAGAGGGAAAUCAGGAUGAAUCACUGGAGUCAAAGACUUUAUCUGCAGAGGACCAGGUAAAGGACCAUUCCACAGGAACUCGAGUGGUAGCAGGUCAGAUCUUCCUUGAAUCAGGGAAAUCGGACUCUCAGUCAGAGGACGAAGAGAACUUUCACAGUCAAGAGGAGGAAAAAGAAAAUUCGCUAGAAGAAUUGAACUCUCUAGAAAUGUCAAAUCUAUUAAAUAAAGACUUGGAAGAAGCAGAAGUACAGAGUCCAGUUUUGACAGCUAUAGGGGGCACUGCAGAUGGUGAACCUUGCCACUUCCCCUUUUUGUUUAUGGAGAAGGAAUAUCCAGAGUGCACUGCAGAUGGGAGGGAAGAUGGCAGGCUUUGGUGUGCAACAACCUACGAUUACAAGAAAGAUCAAAAGUGGGGCUUCUGUGAAACUGAAGAACAGUCUAAUAAGAGAAGGCAGAUGCAAGAAGCUGAGGAUGUUUAUCAGACUGGAAUGAAAAUCCUUAAUGAAAGUAGUAAAAAGGCUCAGAAGAAAGAAGCGUAUCAAUAUCUUCUGAAAGCAGCUGACAUGAAUCAUACCAAGGCGAUGGAGAAAGUGUCUUAUGCUUUGUUGUUUGGGGAUUACUUGAAGCAGAACAUACAAUCAUCAAAAGAACUGUUUGAAAAAUUAACAGAAGAAGGUUCUCCUAAAGGACAAAUGGCUCUUGGAUUUCUAUAUGCAUCUGGUCUAGGAGUCAAUUCUAGUCAAGCUAAGGCCCUGGUGUAUUACACUUUUGGAGCUUUAGGAGGAAAUCUGAUUGCCCAUAUGAUCUUAGGUUACCGGUACUGGGUUGGGAUAGGAGUCCUUCCAAGUUGUGAAUCUGCUCUCACUCACUACCGACUUGUAGCUAAUCAUGUUGCUAGUGACAUUUCUUUGACUGGUGGCACAGUAGUUCAGCGAAUCCGCUUAGCAGAUGAAGUAGAAAAUCCAGGAAUGGCAAGUGGUAUGCUAGAAGACGACUUGAUUCAGUAUUACCAGUUUUUAGCAGAGAAAGGAGAUGUGCAAGCACAGGUUGGCCUUGGACAAUUGCACUUACACGGUGGGAGAGGAGUAGAGCAAAAUCAUCAGCGAGCAUUUGAGUACUUCAAUCAAGCAGCUAAUGCUGGCAAUUCACAUGCCAUGGCUUUUCUAGGAAAGAUGUAUUCAGAAGGAAGUGAUGUUGUACCUCAGAGCAAUGAAACAGCUCUUCAGUAUUUCAAGAAAGCUGCUGAUAUGGGUAACCCAGUUGGACAGAGUGGAUUAGGAAUGGCUUACCUUUAUGGAAGAGGUGUUCCAGUGAACUAUGAGCUAGCACUGAAGUAUUUCCAGAAGGCUGCAGAACAGGGAUGGGUUGAUGGACAGCUUCAACUGGGUUCCAUGUAUUACAAUGGCAUUGGAGUAAAGAGAGACUAUAAACAGGCCUUGAAGUAUUUCAACUUGGCCUCCCAGGGUGGCCAUAUUCUUGCAUUUUAUAAUCUGGCUCAAAUGCAUGCUACUGGCACUGGAGUGAUGCGAUCCUGUCAUACUGCUGUUGAGUUGUUUAAGAACGUAUGCGAACGGGGGCGUUGGUCUGAAAGACUUAUGACUGCCUACAACAGCUAUAAAGAUGGUGACUCAAAUUCUGCUGUGGUUCAGUAUCUUCUUCUGGCAGAACAAGGCUAUGAGGUUGCACAAAGCAAUGCUGCUUUCAUAUUUGACCAGAAAGAAGCCAGCAUAGUAGAAGAAAAUGAAACCUAUCCUCGAGCUUUGCUUCACUGGAAUAGAGCUGCUUCUCAAGGAUAUACUGUUGCAAGAAUUAAACUUGGAGAUUACCAUUUUUAUGGCUUUGGUACUGAUGUUGAUUAUGAAACUGCAUUUAUUCAUUAUCGACUGGCAUCAGAGCAACAGCACAGUGCUCAAGCGAUGUUUAAUCUGGGCUACAUGCAUGAGAAGGGGUUGGGCAUCAAACAGGAUCUUCAUCUUGCAAAACGUUUCUAUGACAUGGCAGCUGAAGCAAGCCCAGAUGCUCAGGUUCCUGUCUUCCUAGCACUUUGCAAGCUUAGAGUGAUUUAUUCCUUGCAGUAUGUACGAGAAAUCAAUAUAAGAGAUGUAUUCUCGCAUGUUGAUAUGGACCAGCUGCUGGGGCCUGAGUGGGAUCUUUACCUUAUGACCAUCAUCGCCUUGCUUCUGGGAACAAUUAUAGCUUACAGACAAAGGCAACAUCAGGCAAUUCCCAGACCAGCAGGACUGCGGCCAGCUGUGCCUCAACAAGAGCCACCACCAGAGCAUCAACCGCCACAAUAGCAACAAAAGCCUCAGUGAAAGAACUGGAUUUUUCCAAAAGGAACAAUUUUCAUUGUGAUUUAGGACUUUGGAUCAAUGGUCCCUCCCCCAAAAGAGGCGCAAAGAAGUUGAGGAAAACAAAAAAAGUCUGAAAGCUGCUUAGAAUGUUGCCUUUUUUCAGGGAUAAGAAAAUUCUGUUGAAACUGAUUUGAAUGUUAUUUCAGUGCCAAUGGAAUAACACUAUGGCUUUUUUUCAUAGAAACACAAGAGUGCUACUACAAAAUUGUUGCCUGCUGUAUCUAGUUCCUCUUUAUUCAGAGUCUUUUAAUCUCCUAGAGAUAGCAGAAGGCUAGCAAUGAAAGGCUUUUGCCUGCUUGAUAGCAGUUGCCCUCUACAAAAGUAAGAACAAUUUUAUGGCCAAUUCAGGUCCCUAGAAGCUGAAUGAUACUGAAACUCUAAAAAUACUAGAGCUGUAUAAAUUUAUAUUCGGAUCUCCAUCCCAAGUAUUUCUACAAUCCUUAUUUAAUUUUCUUAAUAUUUCCUACACUUCGGUCUUUUAUGCUGCCAUGGUGGUUUAACAUGGGUUAUUUAUAAACUCUGUAAAACUAGACAGCAAACAUACCACUCUCUAUUUGUGCUUUUUUGUUUUGAGUAUUUUCCUCUGUUCCCCUUAGACUAGACUAGACAGUUCUCAGCAGACAGUAUGUAGCCCAGGAGGCAGACUGGGACAGAUUGGGUCUGUAAAGCUCAUCAGUUGAGAACUAUACACAUGGUGCCCAGAUCUUGCAUCCUUCUAGAACUUUUUUGGAGCCUGUGUACUUGGCAAUACUUUAUAACAUAAAACCAAAUUGGUAGUGUUCCUAAAUUAUUUAAAUCUACAAAGAGGCUGUCUGGGUUGCAGAAAGCACCAGUAUUAUUGUGGACACUGAAGAAAGGACAGAACCAGAAAUCUCAGUGAGUUAGCUUACUUUUUUGUUUGGUUUUAGAGGUGGAAGUUUAGUAUUUAAUUUUCAGCAAUUCUGUAAGCGAUCUACACUGCAACAGGGAAAAAUAUAUUAUCUCAUGAAUGCAUCU
Neopsephotus bourkii (Bourke's parrot) is the source of this 3512-nucleotide messenger RNA. RefSeq names its product SEL1L adaptor subunit of SYVN1 ubiquitin ligase (gene SEL1L). Gene Ontology annotation, molecular function: protein binding. The record is from RefSeq and is a predicted model, not a curated record. The transcript is spliced from 21 exons. Gene Ontology annotation, cellular component: endoplasmic reticulum membrane. NCBI's taxonomy places the organism in Eukaryota, Metazoa, Chordata, Aves, Psittaciformes, Psittacidae. Gene Ontology annotation, biological process: ERAD pathway. The coding region runs from base 87 to 2459 and encodes 790 amino acids.